AUGGGCACAGGCGGCGCAUUAUGUCUAAGUGUUGGUACCCUUAGUCAGGUUGCUCUUUUCAACUCGAUCGUCAACAUCGCUACCGACUUCUUGCUCGCCCUCCUGCCUAUUCCGGUCAUAUUUAGUCUUCAAGUUCGAAUCCGCAUCAAAAUCAUACUCGCCCUCGUCCUCUCGCUCGGUAUAUUUGUAUCUGUUGCUGGGAUAAUGAAGGCCCAUGUAAGCAAAACCAUUUUGAACGACCCCGAACGCUUCGUACAUGACACAUUCUCCAUGUGGAACUUCAUCGAGCUUGAUGUCGGUAUUUUAGCCGCCUCUUUGCAUACGCUCAGGCCUCUGUUCAAUCGCUUUCUUGAAGCUGCGCGAUCAGUCGUACAGAGUCAGCCUACCACAACACCACGAUUCAGCUUCCGAGAACCUGGAUCGUUAGGAUAUGCGAAGCAAACAGAUGAGUUUGGCGAAGUACUCGAGUUAGGGCAAUAUAAGGCUGGAUGCGAAACGACGGUUAGGGUCUCAUCACGACUGCCGGAAGGUCACGAUGCGCGUUCCUAG
Molecule: messenger RNA, 549 nt
Organism: Alternaria arborescens
Lineage: Eukaryota; Fungi; Ascomycota; Dothideomycetes; Pleosporales; Pleosporaceae
Exons: 2
Coding region: 1-549 (182 amino acids)
Source: RefSeq, a predicted model, not a curated record